CCGGGCCUUACGAGACGCACAUGAAUGCAACAUGAAGUCGAGGCAGCAAAGACGGUGUCUUUGAAGUUGAGUUAGCCGGCUAGAGUUGAAUCUGCCUUCUGAGACCCAUGAGCAACGGUGAGGAGACAGACUUAUUAUGGGAGUCUUGGGGCUGGACACCUGGGAAAGAAAAAAGAAAAAAUGCCUCCAAAAAGGACAGAAAAUGCCUAAAACCCCAAAACAACAUAACCAUAAAAACAGAUGAGAACAUCCAGAAAAAAAAGAAAAAGAAACACUCAAAAUUCAAAGAAGCAAUUGAUGGAAGGAAAGAAAAGAAAAAAGAAAAGAAGAAAAAGAGAUUGGCUUUGGAACUAGAUGACAAUUCAAUAUUUACACAGGGCAGUAGUACACAAGCAAAAUCUACUGUGAAGCCUAAAACAUUGAAUCCACACAGUUAUAACAAGCUAAAACCUGACCAAGACUGCAAGAAGAAAACUAAAAGAAAAAAAAAAGUGGCAUUUGAUUUAUCACCAGGCUAUAUCUGUAUCAAACGUCCUAAAUUUGUCUCUUCAUCUCAGCAAUCUCCCAAAGAGAGCAUCCUCUUAGAGAAUGAAGCUGUGAGAGACAGUGAGAGCUGUUCACAGGUCACAGUGACAGGACACUGCCAGGGUCAAAGACAUGCUGAUGAAUCUCAAUGCACUAAUGAGGAUAUCAACAGCCAGGACCUGUUUAUCACCCAGAAGACAUUCAGCGCUCCGCCCCCCGAACCAUCCAGUGGUGAAGCCAGUGACAAGGCCGUUACUACAAGUCCUCAAACGUUAACACCACGAGACAAGCUGCACACAUCUAUGGCGUGGAUAAAACAGCAUCUUAAAGGUCCACAAGACUCACAUUCCUAUCAGCAUCACAGAAAGACAAAAGAGCAUGUGCAUAAACCAAAGACAGUACAGGUACUUCUCACAGAAGAAGAGGAAGAAGAGUGGUUAAGCAAAGCACAUCAGCAUCCUAAGAAGAAGUCAUCCUUCCAGACACAGAGGGAGUUAAAUGCAAACCUUACUGGGGAGAAAAAACGACCACGCCCUGCACAUGUAAUGCCCAGUGUGGUGAAUGCAUACCUGGAUGAGCCAAUUGAUGUAAACUCCCCCCUGGAUUCUGCGAAGUCAAAGAAACAUUCCCGUUCUUCAUGUCUGUCAGAUGAGCCAUCAGCGCUUCCACCUAUGUCCAUGGAAAGCACUUCCACACAGACAGAAAACUUCUUCACCACUGAGCUCUCUUCCUACCUCAACUUCUGCCAAAAAAGUAGAGUGACUAUACACCUUGAGGACUUGAAACCUUUGGACCUAAGCCUGCCGCAUAGGGCCAGAAAAGACCUUGGGAUGUGUUUGUCAGGGAAGUCAUUGUCUUUACCAGGAGAGAUACAAGACAUCAAGCACAAAGAGCCCAACCUGCAUGCAUCUUGCUCUUCAGACAUGAAAGAUGUAGAGAUAAAGAAAGACCCUUCUGGUCGACAUACUUGGUCUUCAAGCACACAAGGUAAAAGUGCAACAAUUCUGUCUGCAGACACGACAAUCUCCAGCGAGGACGAGCCCCCCUGUCGCACUGUCAAGCUAGACCUGACCCAGGUGAGGGCAGUCCAGAUGAGACUUAAUGAGUCCUUCUUUUUCAAGACAAAAGGAGAAGGACAGUCACCCAGACCAGAGUCUCCACUGAUGAAACUUGCUCAAGGCAGAGAGGUGAAAAGCAGGAAGGGCCACUGAGGUCAUAUAAAAGGAUGGAAAUAGAAGUUUCCUGACACUUACCUGCAGUCAGGGGCUGCCACAUUCUUACUUUGUCUGCUAGACGCCCUUUAAUGUCUGGAACAGUAUUGAAGUGGCUUAGUGUUUAAAAGCAGCCAUGUAUCAGAUUAACUAAAAUUCAUCUCUUGACGAUAAAUCUCAAUCUCAACCUUGCUCUUGAGAGGUAAUAAUCACAGUAGAAAAGGGUGAUGUUAACAAUGUAAGGGCAGCCAAUCCCUUUAUGAUAUACAGUAGAAAGUUCAACUUGUCAUGAUGGCAUCUUUAACAAUAAGAGAAAGGAAAUUUUGUCCCAAAAUGAACUUCUGGAGAAAUAUAAAAAAAUAUUCAUCAUAUUAAUGAUGACUUGAUGCAUUUGUUCAUUGUUUAAAUUUUCAACUUAAACUUAUGUUGUUGAUAGUGUUUUAAGUGCACAGAUGUUGUGUAUUACUUCCUUAAAUAUCAGUUUGACUGUUUUUUUGAAUGUUUUCAGGAAAAAUGACAUCAAAUUGUAGUUCAUAGUUGUUUGUUGCCUGUUCCGUAUGAAAGCGAGUCUUAUCAAUAAAUGUGUAUUUAUUG
This is a messenger RNA of Perca fluviatilis (European perch), 2330 nucleotides long. RefSeq lists its product as uncharacterized. The record is from RefSeq and is a predicted model, not a curated record. The transcript has 3 exons. NCBI's taxonomy places the organism in Eukaryota, Metazoa, Chordata, Actinopteri, Perciformes, Percidae. Bases 108 to 1736 code for a protein of 542 amino acids.